Suillus fuscotomentosus is the source of this 1074-nucleotide messenger RNA. RefSeq lists its product as uncharacterized. The coding region runs from base 1 to 1074 and encodes 357 amino acids. The transcript has 5 exons. Lineage: Eukaryota; Fungi; Basidiomycota; Agaricomycetes; Boletales; Suillaceae. The record is from RefSeq and is a predicted model, not a curated record.
AUGUCCCUUCCGACCCCCAUCCACAAAUUUCCAAUCUGUGUCACCGAGGCAAUAGCCAUGACCGCAUUAGCAGAUCUGCAGUACUUUGGCCUUGACCCUACCAUCCAUAUGUGCAUUGCUGAUUGCCAUGGUACUCACCUCUCUCUGGCUGUGGGGGCGAAAGGAUUGGUAGUCAACAAUAAUGUUUGUUACCAUGUCAGAGAUCCUACUGACGGGAAGGAUUAUGUGAUGAAGGACUGUUGGGUGCCUGAGGCAAAGAGAUAUCACGAGGUGGCCAUUCUCAACCCGAACAACUUCAUCAUUUAUGAGGGUAACAGCUACUUCAUUGAUUUCGAUCAUGCUGGAUUUAUAGAGGAAGGCAAGAUGUCUACAAUUUCAUUUGGUACUGGGACUAUCUCAUAUAUCUCCAUGCGUGUCCUUAAGAAGAUGUUGAGAAAUGCCGAGACCAUUAAAAAGACUGCUGAUGCUACUCAGCUGCAGCAAAUCGAACACUACAUGUGCGAUGACCUUGAGUCUAUGUUUUACAUUUUUUUCGAAUUUGUUAUGAAGUAUGGGGGGGCACGUGGUGUAGUCGCACCAACAUGGGAUAAGCUGGCAAUGCCAUGGUCGGAGGCCUAUGAAAACUUAGGUGCCAGUGGUCUACUUACCACCUUCUUAUCGAAGAAGGGGGCCAUAUCCAAAGGCGACUUUCUAAUGGACAGAGUCUCCAAUUAUUUUUUGGAAUUCAAACCCCUAGUCAAUGAAUGGCACGGUCAAAUCCACCUCACAGAAAUUGACACCAAUGCCACAAUCAUUCACGAUCACAUAUUCGAGAUGCUUGUAACGUUCAUCGCGAAACUCAAGGACUCAGAUGAAAUACCCAUCCCAAUCCCACUGCCCUAUCCUCCUCCUCAGUCUCCUACUGUUCAACCCACCGCAGUCACAGCUGACAAUAUUGCUCGAUGCCUCCCAAGAAGAGGGCUAGAUGUUCUACCAAUGCUCAAGACAACACAGCACCUUGUCGACAAAGCUCAAGAUCGAAUUGCGGUGUUGGCGGCCAUGCAGCACAGCUUCAAAAAGCUGGAGAAGCGGUAG